AUGGAUAGGGAUAGAAAAAAAAGAGUAGAAGAAAUGAGAAUACAAAGAGAACAACCAAGAAUGAAGGAAAAAUUGUUUCAAGUACGGUUGCUGAUGCUUCUGUGUUUUCAACACUUGAGCAAUUUAUUUCCGAGUGGAUCUUAUCUCUGUUUUCCCAUGAAUUCACAUCACAAAAAAGCGGUGUCGUCGCCUCCCGCCCAUACCGGUUACGAGGGAUUCAGGCAAAGUCUAUUUUUGUAUGAGCUUAUAAGACGCUUUUUGUCAUCAGAUGAGAAAAAUCACCCUCCAGUUGGUUGA
Messenger RNA from Clunio marinus, 297 nucleotides. The record is from the annotation of a GenBank genome assembly. Lineage: Eukaryota; Metazoa; Arthropoda; Insecta; Diptera; Chironomidae.